AUGUCUAUGAUCCGCGUAGCACAGACAGCCCGCCAAAGGGCCAUGACCCUCAUGGGCGCAGUCAACUCCCACUCAUCCUCUUGUCCCUGUCAUUCUUGCUCCUCCGUUCAGAACCCCCUCCAAGUCGCCAAAAACAUCCUUCGCAAAGGUUACGCUACCCCUGUCUCCUUUGCCGAGGAAAAGGAAUAUGCUUUCGAGAUGGCUGCGAGUUCGAUCCGUUAUGGUGAAGGCGUCACCCGUGAAGUCGGUAUGGAUUUCAAGAAUAUGGGCGCGAAGAAGGUGGCGGUCUUUACGGAUAAGACCAUUGCACAACUUACACCAUUGAAGUUGGCAAUCGAAGGUCUGGAGGCCCAGGGUGUACCGUACGCCAUUUUCGACAAUGUCCGCGUGGAGCCAAAGGACACUUCCAUCAAGGAGGCCAUCGAGUUCGCACGGAAUGCCGGUGUAGACUCAUUCCUCGCAGUUGGAGGAGGAUCAGUCAUGGACACCGCCAAGCUGGCAAACCUUUACACCUGCUAUCCCGACGCAGACUUCAUGGAUUUCGUCAACGCGCCGCUCGGAAAGGGACUUCCAGUGGGUAAGCGCCUUCACCCUCUCAUUGCAGUUCCUACCACCGCCGGAACGGGAUCCGAAACCACCGGAACCGCAAUCUUCGAUCUCCAGUCCCACAAGACGAAAACUGGUAUCGCACACCGAAACCUUAAGCCACUUCUUGGUGUCGUAGACCCUCUCAACGUCCGCACUAUGCCUUCCGCCGUCUUCGCCUCCUCCGGACUCGAUGUUCUGUGUCACUCCAUCGAAUCCUACACCGCAAUUCCUUACAACGAGCGUACCCCACGCCCCACCAACCCCCUCCUCCGCCCCGCCUACCAGGGCGCAAAUCCAAUCUCUGACAUCUGGUCCAUUACCGCCUUGAAGAUGGUGGUUGAGUACCUUCCCCGCUGCGUCAAGGACCCCGGAGACCACUUUGCUCAGGGACAAAUGCUCCUCGCCGCUACCUUCGCCGGUAUCGGGUUCGGAAAUGCUGGUGUGCAUUUGUGUCACGGCAUGUCAUACCCCUUGUCCGGAAUGAACAAGAGCUACAAGCAUGCUGGGUACGCGGUGGAUCACCCCAUCGUGCCGCACGGUGUUUCGGUCGCCGUCACCGCGCCCGCUGUAUUCAAUUUUACCGCUCCAGCAAACCCCGAGCGUCACCUCGAAAUUGCAAAAAUAUUCGGAGUAGACACCUCGAAUGCCCGUAAGGAGGACGCUGGUCCAAUCCUCUCGGAGGCGAUCGCCAAAUUCCUGGUCGGGUUGGGAGAUCAACCAAGGGGUAUUAGUCAGUUGGGUUACGAGAGGAGUGACAUCCCGAAUCUGGUUGAGGGAACGUUGCCGCAGCGCAGGGUGUUGAUGUUGGCGCCUGAGCCAGAGGAGGUUACGAGGGAGAGCUUGGCGAAGCUGUUUGAGCAGGCCUUGGAGUAUUAG
This is a messenger RNA of Saitoella complicata NRRL Y-17804, 1464 nucleotides long. Its product is annotated as putative Fe-containing alcohol dehydrogenase. The record is from RefSeq and is a predicted model, not a curated record. The transcript has a single exon. Gene Ontology annotation, molecular function: metal ion binding; alcohol dehydrogenase (NAD+) activity. Gene Ontology annotation, cellular component: mitochondrion. Lineage: Eukaryota; Fungi; Ascomycota; Saitoellomycetes; Saitoellales; Saitoellaceae. The coding region runs from base 1 to 1464 and encodes 487 amino acids.